This is a messenger RNA of Rhineura floridana, 8336 nucleotides long. It is a transcript of the gene UBR3, whose product is annotated as ubiquitin protein ligase E3 component n-recognin 3. Gene Ontology annotation, biological process: ubiquitin-dependent protein catabolic process via the N-end rule pathway; protein ubiquitination. The transcript is spliced from 40 exons. The record is from RefSeq and is a predicted model, not a curated record. Gene Ontology annotation, cellular component: cytoplasm; ubiquitin ligase complex. Lineage: Eukaryota; Metazoa; Chordata; Lepidosauria; Squamata; Rhineuridae. Bases 222 to 5840 code for a protein of 1872 amino acids. Gene Ontology annotation, molecular function: zinc ion binding; ubiquitin protein ligase activity.
CCAGGAGCCAGCCAGGCACCGUGGCAGAAGGUGGAGGACCGCGAAGAGUAGGCGGUGUGUGGCGGGCAGGGUGCCGGCUUUCCCGGCUAUCGCGAGAGGCGCAGCUAGGAGGGGAAGGGAGGGGAAAAGAAGCCGAGAGGGCCAGGAAGGGAGGCUAGCUAGAGCCGGCGGAUUCUGCCGCCCGUAGCGGCGGCUGCUGCGGGAAGUCGCAGGUUGCCGUCAUGGCGGGGGUCGGAGCCGGAGCGAGUGCCCAGGAGAAGCGGGCCACGGCAGCGCGCCUGAAAGCGGCCCUCAGCUUCAGCGCUGCCGAGGACAGCGAGGCUGCCGGGGAACUGCAGGCGCUCCUGGAGCGGGCGCUGAGCCCUUCGGCGGGCAGCGGUAGCGAGGCGGUGUCUGAGGCGCUGGCUUGGUGCCGUUGCCUGCUGGCGGGUGGCGAGCCCUGGGACAGCUUCGUGCAGGCGGUGAGGGCCUACGACCCGGCCACGCUCUGCGGCCUGGUGUGGACAGCCAACUUCGUGGCCUACCGCUGCCGCACCUGCGGCAUCUCGCCAUGCAUGAGCCUCUGCGCCGAGUGCUUUCACCAAGGCGAGCACGCCGGGCACGAUUACAACAUGUUCCGCAGCCAGGCGGGGGGUGCCUGUGACUGCGGCGACGGCAACGUCAUGCGGGAGGCCGGGUUUUGUAAAAGGCACCGAAUAAAAUCAAGCUCAGAAGUUCCAUCUGUUCCAAAAGACCUGUUGCUAAUGUCAGAACUAGUUCUUCCCCAAUUUAUCUUCUGUCUUAUCCAGUAUUUAAGGGAAGGCUAUGAUGAACCAGUUCUUGAUGUACCAUCAGAAAAAGACCUUCUUAAAAUCCUUCAGAUAUUGGAACCUCACAUUUCAUUUCUGGAAGAUCUCACAAAAAUGGGAGGAGCAAUGCGUUCAGUCCUUACGCAGGUUUUGACAAAUCAGCAAUUCUAUAAAGAUCUUAGCUCUGGUGGUGGAGAAAACACAUGUGCGAAGAAAAGCCAUGAAAAAUACCUUGUAGCUCUGAAAGGUUCUGGACUGACAUUUCCUGAAGACAAGCUUGCAUGUGGAGUGCAGGAACAAGCAGCUGGAGCUAGCACUUCAGUAGUCCAAGGUUUUGCAGGUGCUACAUCAACUUCAGGGCAAGGUGACUCUUCAGAUGAGGAGGACCAGAAUGGUAGCCAAGGUGUGGGAAAGCGCAAGAGGGUGAAACUAAGCAGCAGCACCAAAGAUCAAUCCAUCAUGGAUGUUUUGAAGCAUAAAUGUUUUCUUGAAGAAUUAUUAUUUUGGACAAUAAAAUAUGAAUUUCCCCAGAAAAUGGUAACUUUCUUACUCAACAUGCUUCCAGAUCAAGAUUAUAAGAUUGCAUUUACUAAAACUUUCGUGCAGCAUUAUGCUUUUAUUAUGAAAACCCUGAAGAAAAGCCAUGAAUCUGAUACCAUGUCUAACAGAAUUGUACAUAUUAGCGUCCAGCUGUUCAGUAAUGAGGAGUUGGCACGUCAAGUGACAGAAGAAUGCCAGCUGCUUGAUAUUAUGGUUACAGUCCUGCUGUAUAUGAUGGAGAGUUGCCUCAUUAAAAGUGAGCUGCAAGAUGAAGAAAACAGUUUACAUGUAGUUGUGAACUGUGGGGAAGCACUACUCAAGAACAAUACAUACUGGCCACUUGUCAGUGACUUCAUUAAUAUCCUUUCACAUCAGAGUGUGGCUAAGAAAUUCUUGGAAGAUCAUAGACUAUUAGUAACAUGGAUGAACUUUGUAUCAUUUUUUCAAGGUAUGAAUUUAAACAAGCGAGAACUUAAUGAGCAUGUUGAGUUUGAAUCCCAAACUUACUAUGCUGCUUUUGCUGCUGAGCUUGAGGCCUGUGCCCAGCCAAUGUGGGGGCUACUUUCACACUGCAAAGUCAGGGAGACACAAGAGUACACCCGAAAUGUUGUUAGAUACUGCAUAGAAGCACUUCAGGACUGGUUUGACGCAAUCAACUUUGUGGAUGAGCCUACUCCUAAUCAGGUCACUUUUCAUCUGCCACUACAUCGUUACUAUGCUAUGUUUCUGAGUAAGGCUGUCAAAUGCCAAGAACUAGAUCUGGAUUCCCUUCUUCCAGACCAGGAAAUGUUGAUGAAGCUAAUGGUUCAUCCACUCCAAAUUCAGGCAAGCCUCUCUGAAAUUCAUAGUAAUAUGUGGGUAAGGAAUGGCCUGCAGAUUAAAGGACAAGCCAUGACUUACGUGCAGUCUCACUUCUGUAAUUCCAUGAUUGAUCCUGACAUUUAUCUGUUGCAGGUCUGUGCUUCAAGAAUUGACCCAGAUUAUUUCAUUUCCUCAGUUUUUGAAAGGUUCAAGGUGGUUGACCUUUUAACAAUGGCUUCACAACAUCAGAAUACAAUGCUAGAUUCAGAGCAUGAGAAAUCAAUGUUAGAAGGCGCCUUAACAUUUCUUGUAAUUCUUUUAAGUCUUCGUUUACACUUGGGAAUGACUGAUGAUGAGAUUCUGAGAGCAGAGAUGGUAGCUCAGCUCUGCAUGAAUGACAGGACUCAUAGUUCGCUGCUGGACCUCAUUCCAGAAAAUCCUAAUCCUAAAAGUGGCAUUAUUCCUGGAAGUUUAAGCUUUGAAUCAAUGUUGUCAGCUGUGGCGGAUUUUAAAGCUCCUGUGUUUGAGCCUGGGGGCUCUAUGCAGCAGGGAAUGUAUACACCUAAAGCUGAAGUCUGGGAUAAGGAAUUUGACCCAGUCAUGGUAAUUCUUCGAACUGUUUAUCGUAGAGAUGUACAAUCUGCAAUGGACAGAUAUACAGCAUUUUUAAAACAAAGUGGUAAAGUUAAUGGAAACCCCUGGCCUCCUUACAAGAAACGGACACAUUUGCACUCAAGCUAUAAAGGUCUCAUGAGGCUCUUGCACUGCAAAACUUUGCACAUUGUAUUAUUCACUCUGCUCUACAAGAUAUUAAUGGAUCAUCAAAAUCUGUCAGAACAUGUCCUUUGCAUGGUUUUAUAUUUGAUUGAGUUGGGACUAGAGAACUCACCUGAGCAGGAAUCUGAUGAAGAGGAUUCAGUGGGAGGACAAGAACGCUGCCAUGAUAGUUGGUUUCCAGGGAAUAACUUGGUGUCUAACAUGCGUCACUUGAUUAAUUACGUGCGCGUAAGAGUCCCAGAGACAGCUCCAGAGGUGAAAAGAGAACCACCUGCAAGUACAAGUUCUGAUGGCUCAGCAGCUUCUCAGAAUCCAAGGCGACCUAAAGGACUUCAGAGAGAGAAUUCAGGGACAGUACAAGUGUUCAGUCUGGUUGCAGAGCGCAGAAAGAAAUUUCAGGAAAUCAUUAAUCGCAAUACUACUGAAGCCAAUCAGGCAGUUCGACCCAAGAGUUCAAUGAAAUGGUCUGCUCCAGGUGCAACUCCCCAGCUAACCACAGCCAUCUUGGAAAUCAAGGAAAGCAUAUUAUCCUUGCUAGUUAAGCUUCAUCAUAAACUGUCAGGAAAGCAAAACUCUUACUAUCCUCCCUGGUUGGAUGACAUGGAAACUUUAAUUCAGUGCGAAAACCCUAAAUAUUUACAUGGGGAUGGAAUGACUGCUGUAGAAAGGAUUUUAUUAAAAGCUGCACUUCAAAGCAGAUUAAACAAACGAAUCAUUGAGGAAAUAUGUAGAAAAGUGACUCCACCUGUGCCACCAAAGAAGAUUAGCCCAGCCGAGAAGAAAACUUUGGACAAAGAAGAAAGACGACAGAAGGCCAGGGAGAGGCAACAAAAAUUGUUGGCUGAAUUUGCAUCAAGGCAGAAAAGCUUUAUGGAAACUGCUAUGGAUGUUGAAUUGCCAGAUGCAGAUAUUGCUAUGGAGAUAGCAACAGCAGAACAGCAUGUUUCUGAAGCUGUGUAUGAUUGUGUUAUUUGUGGACAGAGUGGCCCUUCCACUGAGGAGCGACCAGCAGGAUUAGUUGUGCUUUUACAGGCCUCUUCAGUUUUGGGCCAAUGCCGCAAUACUACUGAGCCUAAGAAGCUGCCAACCUCUGAAAAGGAGCAGAUUUAUCCUUGGGAUACAUGUGCAACAGUAUAUGAAGCACGCCUUGCAACUUUACAGCACCUCUUUAAAGAUAGUUCCUGUCUGCAAUCAGUAUCAAUUGGUUGGGAAGGAGGUGUGUAUGUACAAACCUGUGGACAUACGUUACACAUCGAUUGUCAUAAAUCCUACAUGGAAUCAUUACGGAAUGACCAGGUUCUCCAGGGUUUUUCAGUGGACAAAGGAGAAUUUACUUGUCCUCUGUGUAGGCAGUUUGCUAACAGUGUCCUUCCAUGUUAUCCUGGCAACAGUGUGGAGAGAAGCCUUUGGCAAUGUCACAGUAACAAAAAUAUGCAAGAUCUCAUAAAAGAGGUGGAAGAGCUUCAAGAGCAGCUGGGAACUUUCCCAGUAAGCAUCAGUUCAGAAACCAAUUUAAGUAAAGAAAUGGAGUCUGUAAUGAAGGAUAUCAAAAGUACUACCCAGAAGAAAUACACUGACUAUAGCAAGUCUCCUGGAUCACCAGACAAUGACUUUCUUUUCAUGUAUUCUGUAGCCAGGACAAACUUGGAACUUGAACUGGUUCAUCGGGGAGGCAAUCUGUGUCUAGGAGGUGCAAGCACAGCUGGAAAGAGAUCAUGUUUACAUCAGCUGUUUCAUGUGUUGGCUAUGCACAUGCGACUGUACAGCAUUGAUUCUGCAUACAACCCAUGGAAGAAACUAACCCAAUUGAUGCAUGAUGAGAAUUCGCAGAUGAGCAGUGAAGAACAGCCAGAAGUUCCAGUGCUUUAUAGAGAUGUCUCAUCUCUUUUGCUCAUCCAGAUUUUAACGAUGCCACAGCCAUUGCGCAAAGAACACUUUACGUGUAUCAUAAAGGUGCUCUUCACGUUGUUGUAUAUACAAGCUCACGUUGCACUUUCUAUUAAAUGCAAUGCUGAAGACAGGAUGACUUGGAUGAACUCAGGAGCUCUGAAAAAGAGUAUAUCAAAUGCAAAAAAGUCUUGGGAAGUAUUACUGAGCCAUGUGAUCAGUGAACUCUUCAAAGGGAAGAUCUAUGAACGAGAGGAAACUGAAGAUCUAGCCAUGGACAGCACUAGUGCUUGGUGCCCACACUCCAUAGAGACUUAUUUGCAGCAGUUCUGCCUCCCUUUCCUCAGGAUAACUAGCCUUCUUCAGCACCAUCUCUUUGGAGGGGAGCUACCCAGCUGUCAGGAAGAUGAAGAAUUUACUGUGCUUGCCAAUUGCCUGGGUUUGUUACCAUCAUCUUUUCAAUCAUCACAGUUCUCCAGUGCCUCUUGUCUUGAUUGGCCAGUGCCAGCCUUUGACAUAAUAUCCCAAUGGUGCUCAGAAUUGGUUUCAUUUGCAGACAAGCAUCCAACACAAGUAAAGAUUUUACUUAUACAAGAAACUAAGUGGGACUUACCACGGCUCCUACAAUUGCCUGAAAAUUAUAAUACUAUUUUCCAAUACUAUCACAGAAAAAGUUGUUCAGUCUGUUCCAAGGUUCCUAAAGAUCCUGCUGUGUGUCUAGUUUGUGGCACUUUUGUGUGUUUGAAGGGACUUUGCUGCAAGCAACAGAGCUACUGUGAAUGUGUUUUGCACUCACAAAACUGUGGUGCUGGAACAGGCAUAUUCCUUUUGAUCAAUGCAUCUGUAAUCAUCAUCAUUCGUGGUCAUCGUUUUUGCCUUUGGGGUUCCGUUUACCUGGAUGCACAUGGUGAAGAAGACAGAGAUCUCAGGCGUGGUAAACCUCUCUAUAUAUGUAAAGAAAGAUACAAAGUCCUUGAACAGCAGUGGGUAUCACAUACCUUUGAUCACAUCAAUAAAAGAUGGGGGCCACAUUAUAAUGGUUUGUAGAUCACUAUCAUCAUGCUGUAACAUUGCCUUUAUUAUCAAUGCUACUUGAUUGGCUUGAACUUUAAGUGAAUGGAAGUUCAGUCACUUCAUUGGGGAAGUGUGAAGCCUUGCCAUUGUAUGAAGCCCUACAUCAGUUAGGUACUGGUAAUAAGAGGUUUAGUAAUUAAAAACACAAAGCAAUUAGUCUUCAUAAUUUGAGUACAGAAUCUAAAUUCAUUUAAUAGUUGUUGCUUUAUAAUCCACUAAUAAACAAGCACAAAUUGUACUUUAAAAAUGCCACUAAAUGGCUCUUGAGCAUUUUAUUUUGCCCCUGACUGGGGUUGUUUGUGCUGAAGCACUAUAUAUGUGUAGUACACACCUGCUAAACAUGUUACUUUUUUCUUUGCCCUUCUUUGUGUUGCUUUAAGAAUUUGAUUGAUAUGUAUUUGUAAGUAUACAAGAGCUGUAACACUUUUGAUUUGUGAGAUUGUAUAGAAAUGGUCUAAAGGAUUUUUAGAGAAUAUUUCGCUUACUGCCAGAGAGCUAUUGAAAUAGCUUCAGGCAUUGCUGAAAACCUUAUUCAUUCUCAGGAAUUUCAUAGAUAUACUCCAGAGAUUAGUGAAAUAGCUGUAAAAUAGGUAGCUUGCUGCUCGUAAUGUAAUACAAUACAUAUAUUGUAUUUUGUCUUUGCCAUUUUUGGUUAGCUUUAUUUACUAGUAACUACUAAUACAUCCCUUUUAUUGUCUGUGUAUAUACAGCUUUUGUAAAAUACUCAAAAUGUCAUGUCUCUCUCUUUUCCACCCAGCUGUAUGUUUCAGUGUGGUGCAGGUGAAAGACAUGCUGCAAAUGAAGCAAAAUUUGAGAACUUUCAAAAGAGUUCAAGCAGCUUCUUUCUAUUAUAUUUAUAAAGCAAACACUGCCCUUUCUGCUUGAAUUCCCUAAUAGGGAAAUUUAGCAGUGGGGGGAGUUAAAUUGUGAGGAAACAGUGGAUAAAUGUUUUUUUUAAAUUGCAUCUCAUGUGAAGAAGUCAUAUUAAUAGCUAUGCUCCAGUUACCCUUUUUAAAAGGUGAUAUUCUGCUGAUCAAGUUGCUUGGCAUGGAAGGGGGGGAGCAAUGGGUAGUCUGAAUCAAGCCCUCCUCCUAAACAGCUGAUCGCAUUACUCGGCUGCUGGAUCACAGAGCAGGACCACCUGUGCUGCACCUUGUUGCACACACCGCUGCCCUGCAAGCUAGAGAUGUAUAUGUGGAAUACUGCUUCCACCAUCACAUAGUGGGCCCUGGGACACAUGUGCUUUGAUGGCUUUGAAAUCCACAUCUGGAGCGGUGGGGGGGGGGAGAAGGGCACCACACUUACCCAGGCAGAAAAAAAUUAAUACUACAUUGCUGCCAUACUUUUUUCUUCUUUUCCACAGAGUAAUCAGUCAUCUGUUGAUUAUUUCAAACAGUGCUAUUGGACACUUCUGAUACUUACAUGCUUUGACUUACAUGGCUUUUUCUGUAAAAGUGAAGUUUAUGUAUGUAAACUUUUUUUUUAAAGAGCUGUAGUCAUAAAACCAUGUAUUUAGUUGAAAGCUGCUCUCUUUUCAAAGGUCUGAUAGGGAAUCAACUGCUGAAAAUCACAUAGGAAAUAAUACAAAGAAAAUGGGAAUGUUCACAUUAGGAGUCUCAUAGCCCACAGGCUUUUACAAAAUCUAAAGAAAAAUACAUGACAAUGGCUUGCUGUUUUAUUUCUAUAAAAUUAUGUGUGUGAAUAAUACGCAUACAUUUUUGGGUUCUUCCUAGGAGCCUACAUUUUUUUCACCAACUGAAAUAUGAUCUUUCCCAAAACCUUGCUACAUUUUAAAUAUUGUAUCGUAUAUACUGCCUAUAAUAUUUUUGCAUUGCUCAUUUAUGAGUACCAGGCCAUUUUGUAAGCACAGUGAAUGAGCAAAAAUUCUUGACAUUUCCCAGCAUAACACUAUUACAGGGUUUUUGAAUUUGCUCUGUGUAGUUUGAAACUUCACAAGAGAUAAUGUCAAAAGAAACAAUGUCUCCAGAAAUUGAAUAAAAUGUGCUAUUUAAAAUGGAAUGUUUUAUGAUUGUGUAUAUGGGUGUGAAAAAAAAUUAUUAGCCUUAACCUUAAAAUCUAUGGAUUUCACAGUGUUCAUUUUUAUACUGGUGAAUUAGUCACCGGUCAGUUUAAAAGAAAAAGAAAAGGCACUUGUUUGGAAAUCCUACUUGAAAUAUACCUGCAUGCUGCUGAACUAGAAGUUCAAUUACUCCUAUAACUUUUUGAAAAUCUGCUUUGUUAAGCUUACUUUGAAAAAUAACAGGUCCAACUAGAAUGGCGGGAGGGUGCGCACACACAUGCUGCUGCUGCUCUUCCUCUGAUGUACUGGUUUGGUAUCCUGUAUGAAUGAUCAUUUUAAGUACAGUACAUUACUGUAGAAACAGAAUCAGUCUGUGACACAUCAAAAUGCAAAACUAAAAAUACCGUAAUCAACACUGUAAAAUAUGUUAAUAAAAGUCUACUGUCAUA